Messenger RNA from Mizuhopecten yessoensis (Yesso scallop), 1031 nucleotides. RefSeq lists its product as uncharacterized. Gene Ontology annotation, biological process: DNA recombination; DNA integration. Bases 279 to 722 code for a protein of 147 amino acids. The record is from RefSeq and is a predicted model, not a curated record. The transcript has 2 exons. Gene Ontology annotation, molecular function: DNA binding. NCBI's taxonomy places the organism in Eukaryota, Metazoa, Mollusca, Bivalvia, Pectinida, Pectinidae.
ACACACCAGAAAAACUUUUAAACACAUUAGUGUAUCAACUGGGUUUGAAUUUUGCAUUGAGAGCAGGCCAAGAACAUAGGAAUCUUAGAUGUGGACCUUAUAGUCAAAUUACAGUGAAACAGGAUUCUGAUGGCAAAACAUAUUUGGAAUACAGAGAAGAUGUAUCAAAAACUAAUGCCGGAGGACUUCUCCAUCGUAAGGUGACACCAAAAGUUACAAGGGCCUAUGAAAACACAGUACUUCCAGACCAAUGUCCUGUGAAGAUAUACCAGAAAUUCAUGAGCCUAAGACCAAAAACCGGAAAAUGCAGUGCAUUGUACCUAAGGCCAAAGAAGACCCCCAGCCCGGACUGUUGGUACUGUGAUUCUCCACUGGGUGUACAUAUCUUGCAGCAGACAGUGGGGAAGUUGUGUGAGGAGGCUGGAUUUAAAGGAUAUUUCACUAACCAUUCCCUACGAGCGACUGCUGCGACACGCCUCUAUAAGGCAGGAUUCGACGAACAAUUAGUGGCAGAAAAAACUGGACAUCGGUCAGCGGCCAUUCGUUCAUAUAAGCGUACAUGUGAUGCGCAGCUGGCAAAUGUUAGCAGUGUUGUGCAAGGAAUUGAAAAUAUGGCAUCACCAGUGAAAAAAUUAAAACUUGCUGACUCCAGUAAUACUAAUACUAAUAAUAGGGAGUUAUCUGUUAGCGCGGGUGAGGUGUCAUUUACCCUAAGAUUCUAAAAGGGAGUACAUUGUAUCUGUAACAGUGGAUUUACCUGUAUAUAUCCAGUGGAUUGAUCACCCUUGUGUCAAUUUUGUAUUGUUUCAAUAAUGCAAUUAAAUUUUGAUGGAUAUAUUGUCAUGCUCCAGUUUCUAUGUUCUACUUAAACUGGUCCAAAAACAUGUCCGUUAUUUUUAACAAACUGUACAAUAUUAAAAUAUUGGACAGUUUUAUGAUCUUAUUGGACAGUUUUUGUAACAUAUUGGACAGUUAUGCAUAUAACAGUACUCAUAUUCUAUAUAAUGGACAAUUAUAACAAUGGAUGGCAU